UUCUUCCAACGCACGAAAGCAAGGCUUCACAACGAUGGGAGCAUAAACGAGCUCAUUCACAGAAGCCAGACGAGUUCUUUCUUGCAGAGUACGAGUGAUUUAGAGAAAUGUCUCGGAGGUAUGAUAUCCGUACUACGAUCUUCUCGCCGGAAGGUCGCCUCUACCAAGUUGAAUAUGCGAUGGAAGCCAUUGGAAAUGCAGGAAGUGCCAUUGGGGUAUUAUCGAAAGAUGGAGUUGUCUUAGUUGGGGAAAAGAAGGUCACCUCUAAACUUCUCCAAACAUUAAAGUCCUCUGAAAAGAUGUACAAAAUCGAUGAUCAUGUCACUUGUGCAGUCGCUGGGAUAAUGUCUGAUGCAAACAUCUUAAUAAACACAGCCAGAGUCCAAGCUCAGAGGUACACUUUUGCUUACCAAGAACCAAUGCCAGUUGAACAGCUGGUUCAAUCUCUCUGUGAUACUAAGCAAAGGUACACACAGUUUGGUGGGCUUCGUCCAUUUGGUGUCUCAUUUCUGUUUGCAGGUUGGGAUAAGAACUUUGGCUUCCAGCUAUACAUGAGCGACCCAAGUGGCAAUUAUGGUGGUUGGAAAGCAGCGGCAAUUGGGGCAAAUAACCAGGCUGCCCAGUCAAUGCUUAAACAGGAUUAUAAGGAUAACAUCACUAGGGAAGAAGCGGUUCAGCUUGCAUUGAAGGUGCUUAGUAAGACUAUGGACAGCACAAGCCUUACAUCAGAUAAGCUCGAACUGGCUGGGAUCUUUCUCUCCCUCUCUGGAAAGGUGAAGUAUGAGGUUUGCUUGCCAGAGUCCCUCAGUAAGUUGUUGGAGAAGUUUGGAGUGACCAAACCUGUUGCCGAGGCUUCCUGAGUUUAUUCUUCCCUGUCACUGUAUUUCAAAGACUUAGUUUCAGAACAUUUUUGGUAUUGUCUUCUUGUGUUAAUUUGUGACAUUGGGAUUGGACAUCUUGAAGCAAAUAUUCCAUGAUCCUUCUUAAAAGGGAAACUUUGAACAAAGUAAAUAAUUUUUCUUGAUAUGGUUUAUCUCUU
This is a messenger RNA of Macadamia integrifolia, 1039 nucleotides long. RefSeq names its product proteasome subunit alpha type-4-like. The transcript is spliced from 2 exons. The coding region runs from base 108 to 860 and encodes 250 amino acids. Gene Ontology annotation, cellular component: proteasome core complex, alpha-subunit complex; cytosol; proteasome core complex. The record is from RefSeq and is a predicted model, not a curated record. Lineage: Eukaryota; Viridiplantae; Streptophyta; Magnoliopsida; Proteales; Proteaceae. Gene Ontology annotation, biological process: ubiquitin-dependent protein catabolic process.